AUGGCUAUGUUACCCACCAAAAUUGAUCGUCAAACGACGACGCCAUUUCAUUUGAAGCUCUUCUACAGAACUGGCGGCUUUCACAGACUUGAUGAAUUCUCACAACACUCCGAAUUACCACCGCACGUACAAAUAUACACAUGGCAAACGUGUAGUCUUCGCGAACUCUCCCACCUCCUCACGACCGCAUUGCCAGAUUUACUGCCCGAUCCGGCAAUUGGCACGCGUUUGGCAUUCCGAUUAAUCUUUCCUGAUACGAGAAAUGCUGGACCUGGGACUGGAGGUGGACGAUAUAUGCUGAAAGAGUUGGGCAGUAUAGUUAUUGGGGAUGGCGGACCGGGGAUUUUACCAGAUGAGGAGGAAUCUGAGAUCGUAGCUGGCGGGCCAGUGGCUGGUGCUUUGGGAGGAGAGCCAGAGAAGACUUUACAGGAUGCGAGAUUUGUGAUUGGGGAUUAUGUUUCUUGUGCUAUUCUGCCGCCCCUAGAGAAUGGGAGUGUGGCUCCGCCGCCUGGUGGUCCUCCUACGCGUGGGUUUGGUGGGGAAAGGAGGGGAGGUAUGAGUGGAGAUUUCGCUCCUCGUGGUGGCUUCGGAGGACCAAGGGAGAAUGGUUUCGGGUUUAGAGGUAGAGGAGCUCCAAGAGGUGGUGGCUUUGGUCAAGGAAUGGUUCCAUCUGGUGAGUGGAGGAGAGGGGAAAGAGUACCUGAGGGCCCAGCGGGAAGUGGUGGUGGUUUCAGAGGUGGGCGUGGAUAUGGCGGAGGUUAUGGAAGAGGAGGAUUUGGUGGAGGUGAAGGCAGAGGUAGAUGGUGA
This is a messenger RNA of Glarea lozoyensis ATCC 20868, 807 nucleotides long. RefSeq lists its product as uncharacterized. Gene Ontology annotation, biological process: negative regulation of DNA-templated transcription. The record is from RefSeq and is a predicted model, not a curated record. NCBI's taxonomy places the organism in Eukaryota, Fungi, Ascomycota, Leotiomycetes, Helotiales, Helotiaceae. Gene Ontology annotation, cellular component: nucleus. The coding region runs from base 1 to 807 and encodes 268 amino acids. The transcript is spliced from 2 exons. Gene Ontology annotation, molecular function: transcription corepressor activity; transcription factor binding.